ACGUACACUACUUUGCGCCAGACCCCCUCCACCACGUGAUUUUCUCCCCACUUUCUGCAAGAGCCGCCGCGCGUCUGGCCCAUUCCCACUCUCGGCUGAUUUUCCAUAGCGACGACGAUUGCCACCCGGCACAUGUAUACCAGGCUGACAUCUCCAUUACAUCGUCCUUUGUCAACAUUGUGUGUGGUCUCACUAGAUCAGACCAGACGAGACGAUUGGGGGACUAAGACCGAACCCAUUCAGUCACUCUGACGCCAUGUUCACCACAAUGGGUCGAUCGAGACGCAGGACGGGAGAUCAAGCGGCGGCCGCUGCUGCUCAACGCGAGAUCUCACCUCCACCUCCAGGCUCUGAUAGCACCUUUGGAGUGAGAAGCUUGAAUGGGAGCGUCACUUGGAGUCCUGCAGUGGAGGGAGACCAUGGAGGGGCAAUGGAAGGCUCUUCGACACGCGAAGCCGUGUUGAACCGUUCAUCUGAUGACAGCGAUCACGCUUCGUUCUCGGCGAUAAGCUCGUCGAGGGAGGAUCAAGGUGGAUUAGACCUGGACGUCAUGAGUGGAGGAGGAAUGGACGAGGACAGGCUGUCGACCACUACUCGUACUCGUGAUGAUCAGCAGCGUGAACUGACUGAGGAAAUGGAUACUACGCCCGUAUCUCUGGCACCGUCCCCCCUCUUACCUGAUCCAUUCGACACCUCGUCAUCUUCUCCACGUCGAGCACCUGGUCAAUCAUCGACUGAGAACCAAAUAUCGCCAUCAGCACCUAUCCCAGUGAACGGCCGCAUAGCUCAUAUUGGAUCUGGCAUCAUGUGGGGUCCUUCGAGUCCUGAUGAAACGCUUCAUCCAUUAUCUUUAUCGACAUCGUCAUCCACAGCGACGGGUCAAGGUCAAGGUCUCGCAUCGUUGAUAUCUGCUUGUCAGUAUCCAAUGACUCAACCUUCGCCUGAUCCUUCCUACCCUGCUUCCGUCUGGCGAUACAAUCAUCAUACAGCUGACGGAGAUAAGGAUGACGAAGAAGAAGAAGAAGAAGAAGAAGAAGAAGAACUAUUUCAUCGUACACUGUCAAAUCAGGACACUGGUCGUGACCUACCUAGUGAACCGUCAUCCCCUGCAAGCUUUACAAGUCUACCGUCCUACGUCGGCUCCAUGAGCUCCUUAUCCAGGACUUCAUCCCCGAUCAGCGGUAUCUCAGGUCCUUCCAUUAAUCGCGAAUUUUCCGACGCGGUCCAUUCGCGCAUCCCACCGCAUUACAGGGACUCUUCAGCUGAAUCGCUACUACAAGGAGGCGAACAUCUAGGACAUCGAUCCGAGGAAUUAGUCAUUCCCAUGCUGAGUCUUCCAUCCUCCAGUCUGCAUCUCAGUCUGGCGAGCUGGCAUGGAGAGACCAACAUGAUCAAAGUUGUACUUCUAGGCGAGGUGGAGCUCGCUAGAGAAGUCAUUAGGGUGUUGGAGAAUCGCGUUCAGAUCGUGCAUCUGGACAAGGGCGGAAUCGGGAUCGUCAAGAACGACAAGGUCGUUCUGAGCUUGACGAUUGCCUCGAGCGUAGAGCAGAUUCGAAAGACCAUCCACGCGUCUUACAGUGCGCUGUCCAGGUUGUUGCAUCCCCACCCUCCCAAGGGAAGCGAAGGUUCGGUCAGGCGAAUGAUCUCCGAGCACUCGAGGCGAGCCCUAUGGGUGCAUUUGAUCCUCAACCUAGGUCCCGAUCCUAUUCCUCAAUCGCUCUCCAGCAUUGCGCCGGUCCGUCACCUGGCGCAAAAUAUACCCGAGACCUCGCGGCCGUCCGAGGGCCCCCACGAUCCUGCUGCCUCGCCCUCCUCGCUUGACGAUCCUACACCGAUGCCCGGGUCUCAUCUAGCUUCAUCUUAUUUCGCAGCAUCGACCACGGGCGAUCUCAAUCGGGCGGAACGCUAUGCACAAGAUCUUCAAGAGCUCUUGGAGAAUCUCCCAGCCGUCGAAACCCAGUCCAUCGACACCUUCCUCGCCCGUCGAGCCUUCAUGAUGUCUUCUGAUCCUGCUUCGUCCCUCGAAGCCAGCAUCACAUCAGCUGAUUCUGGUUACCAAUCUCAGCCGCAUUCAGGCACGUCCUCCCAUUUUGACAGUCAUCCGCCUAUGCCGACUGUGGCACGAGCGUCUGGAGGCGGCGAAUGGGAAGCUGGUCUAUCUCGGAGGAUCGCAGCGAACAUCCAGCGGCGUGAGAGAGACGAUCACCAUCGAUCGACUCGAGGAGCCUUGUCUCGCGCUCGACCAGUCAAAGACAGGCGAGUCAAACGGGCAAAUUGUUCCCCACCACCGCUUUUCCCGAUCUCUUCUGCGCCUAUCGGCAAGGUCUCCGGCGCAAGAUCAUCGACCAUACGCACGUCCCUCAUUUGGAAGACGUUUGGAGAUAUUUGGAAUGGUCUCUUUGGGAUCUGGACCACGCCGAUGAUCAUCAGUGAGCCCACGGGGAUCCCUGAGCCGACAAAUCGACCAUCAGCGCCUCCAGAAGAUGAGGUACCUCCCAAACGACGACGACCCAAUUGGAGAUGGCGGAUUGGCGCUGCCAUCGUCGCCGUGGGUGUGGGGAUCUGGUUGUCUAACACCAAGAUCCAAGUAUCGGCACAUAUCAAGUUUUAGCCUCCAGCUUGUUCCCCCAUUGUAUCUAUCCUUUCAAGUUGUCUCCUCCUCAGUUGUUCUCAGUGUAGACUCUCGUUGUACGAUGGUCUAUAGGCGUUGUCUCUCUCUCUCUGUCUCUCCACACCAUGUAAUGUCUGAACGGCAGUCGGUGUCUAUCAUACUUGACCCCCGCCACAUCAAUCAUUUGGAACCUCCACCUCUGAAAUAAUAAGCUUCCGUGUGUUCCUGAAGUAGGCUCU
This is a messenger RNA of Kockovaella imperatae, 2850 nucleotides long. RefSeq lists its product as hypothetical. The transcript has 3 exons. Lineage: Eukaryota; Fungi; Basidiomycota; Tremellomycetes; Tremellales; Cuniculitremaceae. The coding region runs from base 257 to 2611 and encodes 784 amino acids. The record is from RefSeq and is a predicted model, not a curated record.